Centruroides sculpturatus (bark scorpion) is the source of this 1370-nucleotide messenger RNA. Its product is annotated as nucleosome assembly protein 1-like 1. Gene Ontology annotation, biological process: nucleosome assembly. Gene Ontology annotation, cellular component: chromatin; nucleus. The coding region runs from base 264 to 1256 and encodes 330 amino acids. Lineage: Eukaryota; Metazoa; Arthropoda; Arachnida; Scorpiones; Buthidae. The transcript has a single exon. Gene Ontology annotation, molecular function: chromatin binding; histone binding. The record is from RefSeq and is a predicted model, not a curated record.
CAAGGGAUUUUACUCUAAUGAAGUCUUGGUCUAACACUUAAAUACAAACCCGUUUUCCAUAGAAAAUCUUCCAGGAGGUACCUCUCCCCCUUGGCACAUCAUCCAAGUGAAUCAAAUCCAAUUCUUUUUUCUAAGAAAAAUAUAAAUUCCAACAUUUUAAAAUACAGAUGGCGUGAUUUUAGAAAAUUAUAAAACGGUAUUCGAUUAAAAGAAUUAAAAUAUUCGAAAGCUUUUGUAGAGAAGUGAAAAUUUCCGAUUUAAAGAUGGGAGAUUGUGAAUUUGGUAUAAAGAUUGAAGAGAAAGGCAAAGGCUCAGAAUCUGUAGAAAUCUUGAACGAAGAAAGAGUUAACGAGGAGGAAGCAAUUGGUAACAAUACUGCUGUCGUGAAAAUUUUUGAAAGAUUUGAUCCUGACAUCAGAAUGAAAGUUGAAGCUCUUCACAAAUUACAAGUGGAUUAUCUAAUCCAAGAGGCUAAAUUCUACGAAGAAGCUUGUAACUUGCAAAUUAAAUAUGCUUCUGUGUACGAAGAAUUAUAUAAAGAAAGAUUCAGAAUCAUAAAGGGAGAAAUAAACGAAAAAACUGUUUCGAACGACGAAACUGAUAAAUCUAAACAACAAAAUGGAAUACCCGAUUUCUGGUUGGGUGCAUUUUUGAAUUCAAACGUUUUGUAUAAAUUAAUCGAUGAUGACGAUGAAGCCGUCCUUCAGCAUCUGAAAGAUGUCAGAUUAAAAUACGAGCAAGAAAAUCCAUUGAAAUUUCGACUCGAAUUUCAUUUUGAACCUAACAAAUAUUUUUAUAAUACGAUCCUGACUAAGGAUUACGAAAUGGAAUGUAAGGUUGAUUGUAAAGAACCUUGCUCCUUCUCAGGACCAGAGAUUGUUAGAUGCAAAGGAUGCAAAAUCGAUUGGAAAGAAGGGAUGAAUAUUGUUUUAACCACCAUUAAGAAAAAAGUAACGAAUGAAUUCAGAUCGAUUCCCUUUUAUAUAACUAAACUCAUUCGAAAAGAAUCUUUCUUUAAUUUUUUCAAUCCUCCUCAGUCUGAAACACCGGAAACUAAUGAACAGUUACUAAAGGAUUUCGAGAUUGGACAGUAUUUUAAAGAGAAACUCAUACCAAACGCAAUUCUUUAUUACACAGGAGAAGUUGAGGAUAGUAGUGAUGAGGAUGAGGAUGAGGAUGACGAUGAUUCUUCUGAUGAAAGCCAUGAUGAAAAUUAUAGAAAUCAUCAACCAAGAUCUCGUAAGAGACAAAACUGAUGUACUUUUCAAAAUUAUUUUUGAAUAUUUAUAAUAAUUAAAUUUUUUUUCGUGUUGUUGUUAUUCAUAAAAUUCAGUAAAUAAAAUAUCUUUUCAACAUUCCAUGUUUGUCUG